AUGACCGCCACUGCGCCCUCCAACGCCUGGCUGCGCGCUCAGCGCAAGAGCGAUCUCGUCGAAUUGGCCGAGAGUGUCGGCCUCCAGAACUACGAUGGUCUCAAAAAAUCGGAACUCGAGAUCGUUCUCGAUGAGUUCAUUGCGGGGAACAGCAGCCGCUUCAACAGCCGAUCUGAUCUGUCGGGCUACUUCAACAGCCGGUCCAAGGCAAUGGGCUCUCCCGUCAAGCGAGAGUCCAAGGAGCCCAUCAAGGAAGAGCUGGAAAAGGGCAUCAAGACGAUCAAGCGGAGGGCGACCAAGGCUGCUGAGGAUCUGCUGAACACAGAUGCUGAAGACGUCCGCGCCGCCUCAACUGCCCUCAUCCAGACCCCUGCUCGCAGUCUGUCGCAAGUUGCCUCGCGCAUCUCACUGCCCGCGACCCCGGCCGACGUAGCCAACGCUGUCGAUCGCUCAGCCAUUGCCGUGCGCCGCCGUGUCUCGUCCAUCUACCAGGAGAGUGGCAUUGGCGAGACUUCCAACGCUGCUCGAGAGACUCUCAGCAGCGUUACCAGCAUUCUGCUUUGCGUCUCCGCUUUCGAACUCUGGUAUAUUCGACCCGAGAUCCUGGCUAACCGCUACGCAUUCACCGUCCCUGCCAUCGGCUUCCUCGGCACGUCCGACCACCCCGUGUACCUGCCCGAUAUGUUCCUCCUGCUCACCGCGAGCUUUUGGUCACCUGCUCUCACCUGGGCCUUUACCAGCUUCAUCUUGCCCAGCCUGUUUGGCUACUUUUUCAACCUCAGCUCUGCCAGCGGCGCCCAGGGCGCUAAGACGCGCUCUCGGGUUAGCACUCCGGACACUGCUGUCGAUCCCUUGACCUACAGCAUUGUCAAGGCACUCGUCUCAUUCGUUGUGUAUGGUCAGGGUGUCACCUUUGGCGGUCUCCUGUCUGAGACAGCUAUUGAUCGGCUUGACGGAGCCGUGUACGGAGGCUACAAGGGCAUACUGACUGGAGCUGCCAUUACUGGAUUGCUUAGCAUCUACGAUGCGGUCCUGAAGAAAUAA
This is a messenger RNA of Trichoderma gamsii, 1044 nucleotides long. RefSeq lists its product as hypothetical. Bases 1 to 1044 code for a protein of 347 amino acids. Lineage: Eukaryota; Fungi; Ascomycota; Sordariomycetes; Hypocreales; Hypocreaceae. The record is from RefSeq and is a predicted model, not a curated record. Gene Ontology annotation, cellular component: membrane. The transcript is spliced from 3 exons.